Molecule: messenger RNA, 780 nt
Organism: Nematolebias whitei (Rio pearlfish)
Lineage: Eukaryota; Metazoa; Chordata; Actinopteri; Cyprinodontiformes; Rivulidae
Gene: ocln1
Exons: 2
Coding region: 1-780 (259 amino acids)
Biological process (GO): snRNA transcription by RNA polymerase II; positive regulation of transcription elongation by RNA polymerase II
Cellular component (GO): membrane; transcription elongation factor complex
Molecular function (GO): cis-regulatory region sequence-specific DNA binding
Source: RefSeq, a predicted model, not a curated record
AUGUAUGAACCACGGUACUAUGAUAGCCCCCCUGUAUACAGCCCACCAUAUAGCACCACCUCCCUCAGCUUCUACCCUUCAAGGAGUGUUCAGUCUCCCCAGAUCCAGCAUGUUCCUUACACUCACAAGCUGUCUCCUGACUCCUACUACCUGGAAGGACAGCCUCAGCACUUCUACCGGUGGUUCUCAGCUCCGGGUUUCGUCAAGACUUUCCAAGGGGCCACAGUGCUCAUGUGUUUCAUCAUCUUUGCCUGCAUAGCUUCAACCUUGGUGUGGGACAUGAAUGGAUUUGGGUAUGGGGGUUACGGUGUGGGUGACCCAGUUUCUGUUGGUGGAGUAGGUUCUGGAUAUUAUGGAGGCAGCUAUGGCUAUGGCAGCUCUUACAUGACGCCGCAGUCGGCUAAGGCAGCAAUGAUUUCUAUGGCUGCCAUCAUCUUCUUGGUUUCACUUGGGUUUCUGGUGGGAAGUUUCUCUCGGUCCAGAAUGAUGCGGGGGUGCAGGUUUUACCUCACUGUUUUCAUCUGUGACAUCAUUCAGGCAGUGCUCCAGGGCAUCAUUAAUAUCAUCUUUGUGAUUGGCGUGAACCCGAUGUCUCAGAGCUCACAGAGCAUGCUGUAUAACCCCAUGCUGAGGAUGUGUCAGAGCAUCCAGGGUAGCCCCAGCCUCAGCAGCAGUGUGGGGGCCGGUUUUCCUGGAAGGUUUCCUAUGUAUAAUCAAUACCUGCACCACUACUGCUACAUGGACCCUGAGGAGGCAAGAGAAGUUAUUUCAUUCUGUUGA